AAAGCUGUAGUAGCCAUAGUAACAUGAAACAGCGCUAACACAGACAGAUACUACCGCUGCGACCAGGUACAUGAAAUUCUUUGUCAUCUUAGACAUGCCAGUUGACAAGUGUUAACUGGAAAAAAAACGUAGACAGAAAUGCUUUCCACGACUGUUCAGAUGACGAAAAGUCCUUUAAGGCAGGGAACUAAAGCGGUCAAACACGCAGUCCGUGACAAUGAUGAGCAAACUAAGCGUGUCUCUUCGAAACUCAUGGAAAUCAGACGUGUGAUAGAACUUCUGGAGGAUCCAUUUGCAGGAACUUUGAAAGAGAGGCAACUUUUCCUUCUGAAGAAACUGUCAAAGAGGUGGAAGUAUGGUGUUUUUUUGAAAGACCUUGCUGGCAUUUUCCAAAUCCUCAACAUAUGUGCACUCAAGGGUCAUCCCCAGUUCACUCAGGUGAUGUGCGACCUGCUCCAGAUAUGCCGGCUUCCUUUCUUGAAAGAAAAGUCCUCGGACGAGUUAAAUUAUGCAACGACUGUUAAAGAAUGUUUCUCUCAGCUGGGUUACCUGAUGAGGGUUCCCAGCACUGAAGUAAGGAUACAGAUCUGUGAUUCCAUCAUAUCCUUCUACAGUCCCCCUCCUAAUACCAACUAUCCAGAUGGGCGCACUGGAGGGUUCUGGCCCACCAGCCCCAGGUUCAAAGCUCAGAUGGUGGAGCGCAGUGGGCUGGCGGAGACCUUGGUGCUCUCCAUGGCGCUGCUGGAGCAGCAGCUGGAGGUGAAGCUGAGGCUCCUGCAGGCUCUUCAGCUGCUUUCCAGCUCUUCAGAGGUGAACUGUGACCUGAUCUUGAAGGCGCAGGGGGCCAGGAUGCUCUGCACCAGGAUGCUAGAACCGGAUCCGUCGGGACAGCUGCUGUUCUGCUCCUCUGAAGUGCUGUGGAACCUACUGGAGAAAGGCUGUGCAGAAGAGCUCAGCUCCCAGCUGAGCGAGAUGGACUGCAUCCUGUGUUUAAAAGAAGCUUUUCUCAGCCUGCUUUUGAGUGGAUAUCGGCAGUACGAGCUGCAGCUCAGAAACGACCUUCUGGUGAUUAUCUCUCUCAUAGCAGAAAAUCCCACCGCACCGCUGAUCGAGAGUGGGUUAGCUAAGCAACUCAUCCUGUUUCUCACAUUCCCCGAAAUUAAAACCCAGAAUCCACUUCUUCAUAGCUUCAAGCUAUCUUUAAACAAUGAGGAUUUUGAGAUGAAGAAACUUUUCUUCAAUUUGAUUUUUGUAAUGUCAAGGGAUCUUUCUGCUUUGCAGCUGUUCAAAGAUGGCCGGGUUCUGUUGGCUCUGCUGCAUCAUGCCAACCCUAACAGGAAGGUGGAGCGACACGACUGGUCCUCCAUCCAGCAGGAGGAGCUGCAGCUGCAAGCCCUGGCCACACUGGCGUCCGUGGCGCCGCUGCUGGUGGACGAGUACAUGACUUGCCAGGGGAACACACGCCUGCUGCUGCUGUUGGAGUGGUGCACAGAGACAGAUGCCUGCUUUGGACAGGGGUACAGCUGCCAUGAUGCCGGGGGCCGAGGCAGGAGAAAGGCCCACAUGCGCUAUUGCGUACGUCUGCUGAGAGCCAUGGCCGCUCUGGCCAAUGAGCAGCUCAACCAGGACCUGUGUGACCAGGGGGCCAUCGGGCAGCUGCUCGGAAUCAUGGCUAGUUUUGAGAAAGAAGGUGGGGAGGACGACCCCGUGAUGGUGGAGAUCAAAACUGACAUCCUGCUAACGCUGUCGGCGCUGUGCGAGGAGGACCUCCACAGGAAGGAGCUGUUCGGGCUUGACGGAGUAGAAAUAGUGGUACGUUUUCUCAAGUUGAGCACGGCGAACUUCUACAGUGGCCUCGGGCAUAACAAGCUGAUUCUUUCCACUGUGGACUCUGUCUGGUCCUGUAUUGUUGGGUGCUACAUGACUGAAGAUCUGUUUUUGGAAAAGGAAGGAGUUUUGCUUCUGCUUGAUCUACUUCAGUCCUGCCCUCAGUGCAUGCAAAAUGAGGUGCUUGGGACCCUGCUAGAGCUGUGUGACAACCCAAAAACUCUGCCAUACAUGAGUGCCUGGAGGGGGGGCCAGGAGGGCCAGACCACGGCGGCGCUCCUCACCCACCUCUGGAGGGAGGAGGAAAGAGAGCUGGGCGUAAGGCGCCACCCCUCUGGAAUGAUCGCAGACGUCAAGAAACCCAUCCUGUCUGCCUACCAGGAAGAUGCUUCAGCUGAGCCAUUGCCUGCAGACCGACCCAGUGCCUCUGUGAUGGAUGUGACAGAGAACCUCCGUUCCAAGAUUUAUUCCAUAUUCUGUCAUCUUGGUUUCGAAAGUCUGCCCGGAUUGACAACUGAGGACUACGUCACCCUUGUGAUUAUAAGGAGAUACCUGGAUUUUAAGGUGGGGGAGGUGUGGGAGGAGAUCACCAGGAGGCUGGAGCUUGAGGGGGUGAGGCCCGUUUCUCCAGAUGAGGUGGCCCUGCAGGCCGUUGCAGAGGCGGCAGAGAAUGUGGCCCAGGUGGCAGCCUCACAACAGGCAGAGCUGCUGGAGCUUCAGCAAAAGAAGGACAUGGAUGAGGAACAGCUCAUGUACUCAGAGAUACGAUCUAACCACAAGCAGGAAGAGCUGAUCACAAAAUCUUGGGAGCAUUUCGUAGCUAAGACAUCCGACUAUAAGAUUUUGCUGGAGUCCAAAAAAUAUCAGGAAAACUGUAUAGAGUCAUCCAAAGUGAAGACUGAAGAUGAUGGAUCUGUUUUUCACCCCACCCGCAUCUCUGGUUUAUAUGUCACAAAUUUCUGUGGCCGUGUGGUGACAGUGGAGAGCACCCCCACGCAUCUGACUGGAGGAGCGCUGGCCCACACAGAGCUGGCCCUGGAGAGGGUCCCUAUCCAAGGGGGAGCCCCACAGAAACUCCCCAUAGCAUCUCAGAACCAGGAAAUACUCCACCAGAGCCAAAUGCCAGUCAAAUAAAAAGCUACUGUCACCUUUA
This is a messenger RNA of Brienomyrus brachyistius, 2980 nucleotides long. RefSeq names its product cilia- and flagella-associated protein 69-like. Gene Ontology annotation, biological process: positive regulation of flagellated sperm motility; response to odorant; olfactory behavior. The record is from RefSeq and is a predicted model, not a curated record. NCBI's taxonomy places the organism in Eukaryota, Metazoa, Chordata, Actinopteri, Osteoglossiformes, Mormyridae. The transcript has 23 exons. Gene Ontology annotation, cellular component: non-motile cilium; sperm midpiece. The coding region runs from base 139 to 2961 and encodes 940 amino acids.